Molecule: messenger RNA, 1001 nt
Organism: Leguminivora glycinivorella
Lineage: Eukaryota; Metazoa; Arthropoda; Insecta; Lepidoptera; Tortricidae
Product: calmodulin-like
Exons: 4
Coding region: 130-897 (255 amino acids)
Molecular function (GO): calcium ion binding
Source: RefSeq, a predicted model, not a curated record
ACACUAUUAAAUAAACUAAUUUUGAAUUGGCAUAAAUUGACAAAUUUGUCAACUAAAAUUUUUAUUCUUCAAAAUUAAUACAAAUAUUUAGUGAAUCAUAUUUCUGUGAUAUAUACAUUUUCUUUUAAAAUGGCUGUGUUUAAUCCCUUCGAUCCCUUAAAAAAUGUCACACCUCGGUUUACAGAAGAACAAUUAAACGAAAUAAUAGAGUUUUUUGAUGAGAAAGCCCAACCUUUAUUAACAAUAGAUGAUGGAGAACCUAUUAACGUAAUAUCUAUUGAAACUUUUAUAGAAUUCCUGGGAUUAAAAAAGUAUCAUAGACGACAUUUUAGUUACCCUACGUAUAUGGAAAUAAUGGCUGACGCAGAACUUUUAAAGGCCGGAGUAACGAGAGUAUUGACGAAGGAACAAAUUAUUUACAUGUUAGAUAAACGAAUUAUAGAGGCAGAAAUCAAACAUGAACUACUAUUAGCCUUUCAAGUUUUUGACACAGAAAACAGAAAUUUUCUAGAACUUGGAGAAUUAGAAGCUAUAGUUACUGGGUACGGAGAUGCAUUCAAUAGAGAAGAAACUUUAGAACUGUUGCGUGAUGCGAAUGUACGUGGAGAUGGAAACAUAGUUUAUGAGAACUUUGUUGAAAGUUUAUUUGCUAUGGCGCCAGAACUCUACGAAAUAACGAUUUUCUGUAUGACGAUCCCGAUGAAGAUCCAUCAGUCCCGCCACUUCCUCCGGAACCGGAACCUGAGCCGGAACCCGAGCCUGAACCUGUUGUUGAACCACCUCCGCCCCCACCUCCUCCUCCUCCACCUCCACCACCAGCAAAAGGAAAAGGAGCAGCGAAAGGAAAAAAGAAAUAACAGAACAGUUUACAACAUAGAUAAUAAGGUACCUCUAUAGUAUUUUUCAAAUUUCAAACUCGAUGGGUACGGCAUCACCAUCACCCAUAUGUAUAAGUUUAAAAUACCAAAUCUUGGAAUCUGCGUAGGCGGCUUUAAGCAUAA